Pristis pectinata (smalltooth sawfish) is the source of this 4806-nucleotide messenger RNA. RefSeq names its product sperm associated antigen 5 (gene spag5). The coding region runs from base 146 to 4258 and encodes 1370 amino acids. The transcript has 23 exons. The record is from RefSeq and is a predicted model, not a curated record. Gene Ontology annotation, biological process: cell division; regulation of attachment of spindle microtubules to kinetochore. NCBI's taxonomy places the organism in Eukaryota, Metazoa, Chordata, Chondrichthyes, Rhinopristiformes, Pristidae.
GGCGCAGGACACAAGCAGGAGCGGCCAGCACGGCCUCCGACCGGUCGCGGCGCUGCAGCAGGCGGUCGCCGCUUGAUUUCAUUUCAUCCUCCCUGCGCUCGGCGUUGCGUCAUUUCGUCACCAGGUCCCGUUGGCGGCGGAGCCAAUGAAUGAAGGGGCGGGUGAGGGGGAAAUGUUCAACAGGCGGCCAUCGGUGAAGUCCUCGUCCUCGGAGAAUGACGACCAGCUCCUGAGCACUCCAGGCAGGAAAUGCGGCCGGGUCCCGUUGCAGGAUGUGUCGCUGCAGUGCGGCACUCAGCGGGACGUGCAGAGUUCCAGCAGCAGGGCCCGCUGCAUGGGGGUGCCGGCGAGCAGCCUGACUCCGCUGCUGCACAGGCUGCACCUGGAGGAUGCUCACCGGCCUGUCUCGACUCUGGUUUACAACGAUCUCUGUAAGAACAUCUUUGUGGAGGAAGAGGAUGCCUGUGCUCCCUGGGUGCAGGGCCUGACUCCAUUAGCGACCCAGACACCCCCCAGAACAGGGGGCUUCAGGGAGGUGAGCUCGCUGGUCACAGAGACGGCUGAACCUGCGGGGGGUGAGGUCCCCCGGCCUCCGCAGAUAAACCGUGACGGUUUGCCUCAGAGAGCAGAUAAUCACGCUGUACAGGUGGCAGAGGUGAUCACUGCAGAGGCACAAGAGGAUCCCGAACCGUCGAUCACCGCAGCUGAAACCGUGGAGCUGGAGCCCGGGCUGCUGACUCAUGUCGAUACUGCAGCAGGGCAGAAUGCAGGCUCUCCCCGAUCCCUAGCGGUUGGUGUGAACUCGCUGGAGUCUUGCCCUGUGGCUGAGAGUUCCUGUGGCGGCUGCCCUGGUCAGGGGGCAGGCCAGGGUACCGAGGGGGAGUCGCAGGAGGUGCUCCCCCGGAACCCAGGGGCCCCUGAUUGGCCGGCCCAGCCCUGUGCCUCUGCAUCGGUGACGGUGGGGGGAGGGGGAGAGGAAGGGGAGCAGUUCCACACCGCUGGAGAGAGCGAGGAGUCACCCGUCGGGGAAGAGGGGGUGAGGUUAGGAAAGAGGAAGCGGCUUUCCACAGCCAGAGACGGGGAGGGGGGUCUAUCGGACGGGGAGGAGUGUCCGGCGGCCGGAGACGGGGCGAAGUCUGACGAGGGGGAACAGUGGGUACUGUUGCCAGCGGAGGGAGAGCAGCUGUCAAUAGCAAGAGUGUGGGACCAGCCAGGAGUGACGGACGGGGUGCCGGGGGUCCUGGCUGUGGACGAGGGGGAGCAGCCCCAGGAGGAGGAUCCAGUGGGGGUACUGGGGGGCCCUGAAGAAAUCCUUGCUGUCGAUGCCCUCCCUCCCAUUGAUGUCUGUGACCUGGGGCAGCCCCGGGCAGAGAUCCAGGGGCAGCCGGCAUCAGAAGGGCUCCCUGCCCUGGGCGGGGCAGCGGGGCAGGUGGAGGGGGCAGCAGAGCAGGUGGAGGGGGCAGCAGAGCAGGUGGAGGGGGCAGCAGGGCAGGUGGAGGGCACAGGGCAGGUGGAGGGGGCAGCAGGGCAGGUGGAGGGGGCAGCAGGGCAGGUGGAGGGGGCAGCAGGGCAGGUGGAGGGCACAGGGCAGGUGGAGGGGGCAGCAGGGCAGGUGGAGGGCACAGGGCAGGUGGUGGGGGCAGCGGGGCAGGUGGUGGGGGCAGCGGGGCAGGUGGUGGGGGCAGCAGGGCAGGUGGAGGGGGCAGCAGGGCAGGUGGAGGUGGGCACAAGCCUGUUGGCAGCACCAGUGCCGUGUGCGCUGACCUGCCUCAUCCACUCGGCCAGCGUGCAGACUCCCGCAGACACCUGGAAGCUGCUGGCUGAACAAAUUGGCACGAGGCGUGUCACUUGCCGCGAUGUCGGCACAGCGGUCACUCCUGUGGGAUCGCACUGUGCCAUGACCUGCAUGACCCCUGUCAGCCUGGCCGAGAAGGACGUCAACACAUCGGUGUUGGAGGGCGCGCGGUGCGAAGUGAUGGACAGCGCGGUGCUCACGGACUCCCUGCUCUGGAACUUUUCCCGUGAGGACCUGGAGUCCGUUCCCCGGGGCCAGUUGGAGCGCCGCUUGGAGACAGCCUUGCUCAUCAACGAGGUCCUGUCCAGCCGGCUGAGCGAGCUGUCCAACAGCAAGGGGCUGAGGGCCUGUGUGGGGCCAGCGGACCAGAGGGAGACCUACACCCAGACCACCAGUACCCAGGCCCCCGAGGUGGAGGAGCAUUACCGCCAGCUGUACCUGCAGCAGCUGAGCAGGGUGCGAGAGCUGGAGCUCGGGCAGAAGCAGUACCGACACUUGCACACCACCAUCGCAGCCUGCCAGGAGCAGCAGCAUUCCCUGCAGGAGGAAGUGGACGACGGCCUGUCCGCUGCUGACGGAGCCUGUGAGGAGAUGCAGAGAGAGCGAGCCCGGAUGUUUCAGCAGCUGCAGGAAGCUAGGGAGUUUGCCCGAGAGAGCACCAGGACACUCCAGGCCAUGGACCGGGCAAGAACCAGAGCCCUGGAGGAGGCCGCAGCCCUGAGGAGCCGAGCUGCGGACGUCGAGUGGAAGCAGGUGAACAUGCAGCAGGAGAUGGAGAAUACUGCGGAUGGGCUGCGCGAGGCGCUGGGCAAGGUGAAGCAGCUGACCGGCGAGAACCAGCAGCUCAAGUCUGGCCUGGCAGCACUGACCGAGCAGCUGGUGGGAGCAGAGGCGGAGCGGCACAAGCUGAUGAAGGAAAACGGCCGGUACUUUGUGGAGCUGGCAACAGCAGAGGCCUCGCUGAAACUCUCGGAGGCUGCUUUGGCCGAGAAGGUGGAGAGGUUGCAGGCCUCUGAAGAACGGAUCAAGUUGAUCGAUUCGCUGCAGGAAAACGUGCAGAGUCUGAAGGAGGCUGUGAACGAGCUGAGGAAGGAGAAGGAAGGUUUGGAGGGUGCUUUGUCCGAGGCUCAGGGCCGUGCCCUCAGCCUUACCCAAGCACUGCAGCUGAAGGACAAGGAGCUGCAGGAACUCUCCGACAUCCGGGCUCAGGCUGCACUGAUCUCCGAUAACUGCGAGUUCAUGGAACAGGAGCUGAAGGUUUCCCGCGAGCAGCUGGCAGAGACGGAGGGACAGCUCAGUGAGCAGAUCCGCUCUCUGCACCAUCGCAACCUGCAGUGUGAGGAGCUGCGGGCUCAGUGCGACCACUUCCGGUCGGAGCUGGACACCGUGAAGAAGGAUGCAAGGGAGAUGUUGAUGGAGAUGGGGGAGCAGAUGAACCAGGCCAUCGUGCAGAUUAUGGAUAUGGAAAGUCAAAUACAAAAUGUCACCAGGUCAGCCGAGACUUCCCUGAAGAUUUGGCAACAGGAUCUGCCCAAGACCAUUGGUGAAGCCAAACCAGAACAACAGGCCCCAGCUGUCCAAUCGGGUGAGGCAGCGGAGGUGACCCAGCCCAGCGGAGGUUCAGAGCAUCAGGAAGCAGCUCCAUGUGACAUCAGGAGUGAGCAGAGUGCCUUCGCCCCUAUCAAACCCACAUGCACGGACACAGCAGGUGGUGAGGACACCUUGUUACUGCGGGUGAGCCAGCUGCGAGAGGCACUGGGGAAACUGGUCGCCAUCCGCUCCCUGACCGACAGCACCCUGCUCCGGCAGGUGCAGGCACUGCGCCAGGAGAUCUCGGACAGCCGGGAGCAGCAGGAGGCCAGGAGCAGCAAGAAGCUGCUGGAGCUGCACAGUCUGCAGGGCCGAGUGGUGGAGCUGGAGGCAGAGAAUCGGCAGCUGGCCCGGGACAUACAGGCGCACGUCAAGGGUAAAUGUGAGCUGGAGGAAACUCUGAGCCAUCAGAAUGAGACCAUCCUCAAAUUUCAUCAAAUCUUGGAUGCGAAUCUCGAGGAACAUACUCAGUAUCUGGCGAUGAAACAGGAGGUCAUGGAUCUGAGGCGGCAGCUGCAGCAGAUUGAGACGGAGGCCAGCACCCUGCGUGAGGAGAUGGCCAGGCUCCACGCCCCCGGUGACACUCUGGGCAAGGACUGGCUUCAGGAGAAGGUGGAACUGCAGUAUCAGGUCCGAAAGUUGCAAGGGGCUUACCUGCAGAAGGACCGUGAGAUCGAGCAGCUGAGGGAGAGGAUGAUCAGACAUAGAUCCAUCCUGGAGGAAAACAACGAGAAGGCAGAAGCUGAGGUGGCCAAACUGGACAGUCUGAUUGAGCACGUCAGAAGUACUCUCCGGUCGGUGCCUGAAGUGGUGGCCUGCUCAGUGGAGUUGAAGGGUCUCCUGGAGUAUCUGGGAGAUGAUCUGGGAACCUAGUGCGUCUCUGGGCCACUGUGGCCCCCUGUCUUUCUCUCUCCCUGGGGGUGUCGCUACGAAGGAGGAAUGAAUGUUUGGGGGGGGGGGGGGGGCCUCCCAGUGAGGCCAGCAUUCACUGCACCUUAAGGUCAAAAGCUGAGCAUCUCUACUUUGUACAGAAGACCUGACAGUGAAGAAGUGCGUCCACCCAAUGUACUGAUUGUACAUUGUAUUGUAUUGUACCAAUGUACAAAGCCUGACCAGCUGAAUUAUUCCAGCAGUUUGCUUCUAUUAAAAAUGUUCAGGUUGACUUUUUUUCUCUAGUUGUGGGUCUCCAGUGCUAAUCCCCAACAUGUGAGGUCCCAAACCUCUGACCCAAACAUUGUGCAAAGUAUUUAUUUAUCAGUUGUAUAGAGCUGUGUGUUGUAACCCUGUUCUGCGUUUCACUGCCUCUGUUCAUGUUGCAGUGCUCCUGUCUGUGAAGGUCUUGCUUCUGUCUGUGGAGGUCUCCCUCCUCUGCCUUCGGAGGGGAAUAUUUCCUCGGUAUACAAUAAAGUUGCAUCUGUGAA